Exaiptasia diaphana is the source of this 1380-nucleotide messenger RNA. Its product is annotated as MFS-type transporter SLC18B1. The record is from RefSeq and is a predicted model, not a curated record. Gene Ontology annotation, molecular function: transmembrane transporter activity. NCBI's taxonomy places the organism in Eukaryota, Metazoa, Cnidaria, Anthozoa, Actiniaria, Aiptasiidae. Gene Ontology annotation, biological process: transmembrane transport.
UCAGUUGUACAAAUAACCGGUUGCUUGGUCUCUGGAGUAUUUGAACUUUUCUGCAGUAUUUACAACUUACUGUAGCUAUUUCUCUAAAGACGAUAGAGGCUUAUGAUUUGAGAGAGUUAAUUCGAAGGCAUACGCUAUGAGACGACCAAGCUUCACAAGACAAAUAAGUUCUGAGCAACGAACACCAGAUCCCGUUGAGGGUCGUAAACAAGAGAGAGGAGACUCCGAACCAGUUGCAGUUGACGAGGGCAAAAACCCUGAACAAGAAGCACAGCCACAGCGAAUACUCAGUUCAACACGUAAAAAGCUGACAGUUGUAUGCCUCGCAAUAGUUUAUUUUGCCACGUGUGCGGCGUUCUCUAUUCUAUCGCCGUUUUUCCCCACUGAAGCCAAAAGUAAAGGUGCUAGCGGUACUGUUGUUGGUCUUAUCUUUGGAAGUUACUCUUUAGUUAACUUUAUUGUGUCACCUUUCUUUGGGAAGAUGCUACCUAAAGUGGGUGCUCGAUUUGGUAUAACUUGUGGUUUAUUAUUGAUGGGAGGAGGAGAAUUGUUAUUUGGGUUUGUUGAUAGCAUGCCUUCAGGAACAGUCUACAUAGUGUUUUGCUUCUUAUUGAGAAUUGUUUCAGCCAUUGGAGGAUCCAUGUCAGAUACAGCUAUUUUUGCAAUUGUAGCUGGAGAGUUCCCAGAUAAUUUAGGAGCAGUCAUGGUAAUUAUAUUAUAUUUAAUAGAGUACAUUAAUAAUACGUUUCUUGGUGGCUUUAAACUGCCAUUUCUGGUUCUUGGUGGACUAGUUCUUCUGACAUUGCCGAUGGCCAUGUUUGUCCUUCCCAUAACAGUAUGUGAAAUCAUUCUAAUAUUUUUUUUGUGGAUAGGUUCUUGUAUUAUUCUCAGUGGUAUUAUACUUGGAUUUCUUGAUCCUACUUUAUCACCUCACAUAAGUACAUUUGGAUUAAAUCCUUCACAAAUCGGUCUGAUGUUCUUAYUAAUUGGAGCAGUUUAUGCCUUUACUGCACCAUUGGUUGGAUGGGUUGGUGAUAAAACUGGAAGAACUCGUACUCUGAUAACAUUAGGAAUYGUAUUCUCAGUGUUUGGUUACCUGCUUCUUGGCCCUUCUCCACUUCUUACUUUCCUUCCAAAAAGACAAGUCUGGCUAGCUGCAGUUUCAUUAAUUAUGCUUGGACUGGCUAUUAGUUUCUAUUUGGUUCCUGUUAUGCCAGACAUGAUGAUAACAGCAAGAAGAAAUGGUCUACCUGAUGAUAUUAGAACACAUGGUAUUUUGUCAGGAAUAUUUGGUGCUUUAAUUAGUGUAGGGUAUGUAUAAAUGAAACUCGGUGCCAACUUGGGUGGGGUGUGCUACAUGACCCUCAAAGCCCUUACCCU